Molecule: messenger RNA, 2442 nt
Organism: Talaromyces amestolkiae
Lineage: Eukaryota; Fungi; Ascomycota; Eurotiomycetes; Eurotiales; Trichocomaceae
Exons: 6
Coding region: 1-2442 (813 amino acids)
Biological process (GO): carbohydrate metabolic process
Cellular component (GO): extracellular region
Molecular function (GO): hydrolase activity, hydrolyzing O-glycosyl compounds; cellulose binding
Source: RefSeq, a predicted model, not a curated record
AUGCGUGAGCUUACCAUGAUGCAAAUUAUGAAUACUAUCAUUGAGAAGCCUGAGUGGGAGAGGAAGGUCUUUGAUGAGGAGAUCACCUCCAGAUGGACUACAGAAAUCUCUGAAAGUGGGAAAGAUGUGACCCCAAAAAUGAUCGAGUGGAUCCUAGCUGAGCUGAAGCACAAAGCUACCGUCUUGAAGGAGACCGGAAUGGUCACUGCAUUUAACCCUGGAGUUGUCAGGUCUGAUUCCGCAAUCUCCAAAGACUUACAAGCUGCAUUGCAAAAAGCUAUGAAACACCUUGAAGAUGUGCCAGAGGAAGAGAAGGAUUAUCAUCCGGGAUCUGAUAAUCAGGUUCUUGACCUCGUGCACCCAUCUUUGUUCCCAGUCGUCUACGGUCGCAGCCAGAUACUCAAGAAUGAGGUUAUUAGGUUAGACAAUUGUUGGUCUUGGUCAGGCCAGGCCGAGCUUCUUCAAACCCCACCUGAAGAAGACGCAAAAAUAAAAGGCCAAUAUGGACUAUGGCCUUUGCGACAAGGCAUGAAGGCCUACAGCACAAAGUUCCAAUGGCUUCCCUGCGAUGUCCAAUUCAUCGGAGGCGAUGACGACGCAAACAAAUGUCAAAUAGCGUCAUACAUAAACAACCUUCACCCAAAGAACAGUUAUGAUCUUUAUCAGGUAAUUGAGCAGAUAAUUGCUAAAACAAUCCCGUUGUGGGACGAGACGUUGCACGACGCCGUGAACCCUCCUUCUCCUAGAAUCUCAUACGAUGACGUCGAGUAUCUCGACUAUGACGUUCCUGAGCCCGAAUAUGAUGACUUUGGACUUGACAGAGUUGAGGAAUAUUUGGAAGCGCGGAGAGCGUGGGGAGUUAAUAGACCGAUUAUAAUGCCUGAACCCGAAGGCGAGUUUGAUCCCUCGAAAAGGUCGAGAUCUUAUCUCGGGCCAUGGAUCCCUUUGAGUGACAAAUUUCGCGAUUCGGGUCUGCAGGUUAUUGUGAAGUUGGCGAACAUCGAAUUGACUCCGGAAAAGCCACGAUAUGAAGGCGGUUCAUGGCAUGUUGAGGGGCAAUUGAACGAGCAUAUAUGCGCCACAGCAAUAUAUUACUACUCAAACGAAAACAUUACACAUAGCAGCUUAUCCUUCCGUCAGCGCGCAAUCGACGAUUUCACGGAUCUCAACUAUCCGCAAAGUGAACACGACUUCCUCUACUCCGUGUAUGGGUUUGGACCAGACGUAGACGGCAACAACGACUGCAACAUUACUCAAGAACUUGGAAGCGUAUCGUGUCUCGAAGGCCGCUUACUCACAUUCCCUAAUGUCCUACAACACAGGGUUGCACCCUUUGAGCUGGCUGAUAAGAGCAAACCCGGAAGUCGUAAAAUCCUAGCUCUGUUCUUAGUUGAUCCUCAUAUUCGGAUUAUUUCCUCCGCCAACGUACCUCCGCAAAGAGAGGAUUGGUGGGCAGAAGAGAAGAUGAGUCUUGGACAAGAUCUGUUCUCGAAGAAGGAUCUUCCCGUGGAGUUGCAGCAGAUGAUUAAGGAGGAACUGGAGGGUUCGCCAAUGACAAUUAAGGAGGCGAAAGAGCUGAGAUUGGAAUUGAUGGAAGAGAGAACAGCUGUGAAGGGGCAGCAGAAUGACAUGGUUCUUACCAGCCCUGCGGCAGCACCUGCCCCACUUGCCAAGCGCAACACCCCCAACUCAUCAGGCACGAACAACGGCUACUUCUACCAAUUCUGGGAUGAUGGCUCUAGUGGGACUACUACCUACACAAAUGGGCCUGCUGGGGAAUACUCUGUGAACUGGCAGAAUGUUGGUGAUUUUACUGCAGGUAAGGGCUGGCAACAGGCUGAGGCCCGGAAUAUCAGCUUCUCUGGUACCGUCAACAGUGGGGGCAAUUUCUAUCUUGCUGUAUACACUUGGUCAACCCAAGGCGAGAACUAUAUUCUUGAGGAUUAUGGCACCUAUAAUCCGUGCUCUGGUGGUACGAAUAUGGGCAGUCUUAACAGUGAUGGGAGCGAUUACCAAGUCUGCCUAGUCGACCGUGGCAACAACUAUCUCCAGAACUGGUCCAUCCGCCAGAACAAACGUUCCUCUGGCACUGUUACAACGGCAAAUCACUAUAAUUACUACCAGUCUCAUGGUAUGACCCAUAAUCCACUUAGCAGCGCUGCGUAUCAGAUUGUGUCGACCGAAGGAUACGGCAGCAGUGGCUCCGCUGAUAUAACCGUGAGUGAGGCUUCUCCACCGACUUCCUCCUCUACGGGCACCACGAGCUCCACUUCCCCAACUACCGGAACCACCAGCUCCACUUCCCCCACUACGAGCAGCAGCUCAGGCACUGGCGCUGCUCACUGGGGACAGUGUGGUGGUAUCGGCUGGAAUGGUCCCACUACUUGUGUUUCACCUUACACUUGCCAGCAAAUCAACCCAUACUACUAUCAAUGCUUGUAG